AUGCUUGAAACAUCAGAGACACCGUCAGCGCAGCAGGUGUCCAACCUGAUCCGUCUCAGAGCCCGACGCGCAUCUCACACUAAGUCGGCAUCGUCCUCGCUGACCGUACAACGGUCGGGUUUAUCCGAAGACCUCAGAAACACUUCAAGCACUGUUGUCGGACAUAGGCCAACCGUCAAGCCUCGCGACAUUCUAGCUUGCGACCGAUGCCGAAUCUCCAAAAAGAAGUGCAGCCGCACAUUCCCCGUUUGUACCUUGUGCGCGACCGCUGGGAAAAAAUGCUCCUUCUCCACACCGACAACGUCGAGCGCUGCGACAGCUCACCACCUUCGCGCACGGGUCGAAUGGCUGACGCGCCAUAUCAACAAGAGCCUCCCGGCCGGCAUGCCCGAUGUUGAAUCCAUCAACACAGGGUCUGAUUUGGAUGCACUGAUCGAGAGCGCAUCGGGAAGCUCUCCGCCCCCGGCAAAUGAGGCCAAUGUCGUCGGUGAAGGGGGGUUCCGGUCUAGCGGAGCUGCUCCUUCAAUCCUGUUCAAUCGACAAAGCGUCACAAUCACCUCGGAUGAAGAGUGUUCGGUGAUGCCAGGCCACCUCCAGUUUGCAAAGCCCGUGGUAUCCCAUGGAGGCAGCCUGAACUCUCAAUCGCUGCCCAGAGAUGCCAUCGCGCGGAAGUUUGUGGACGCCUACUUCAGGAACACGAACCGGGCAUAUCCCUUCGUCGACCGAACAAAGAUCCUCCGAAGACUCGAGACGGUAGAAGAUAUACGACAGAGCCCCAAUGAUGCUGAACAUACCCUGCUCUACCUCAUCGCCGCAAUCGGCUGCACGACCUUACAGCGUGCAGGGGAGGUACCGAGCGAUACGACAUCAAAGUUUGACAUCGCAUAUGCAUCCAUCAUACAAGAGUGCCUCGUCGAAGAGGAUGUCCCGUCCAUACAGAUACUCCUACUGCUCGCGCUUUACUCUCUGUUCGAUGCAGAUGGAGCGCCAUCGUGGUCAAUCAUCGGCAUCGUGUCUAGAAAGGCUCUUGUGCUGGGCCUUGGUCGAAAGACGUCUGAGACGAAAGACCUCUCAGCAACCGACAUCGAGCUUCGCCACCGCUUGUUUUGGAGUAUAUACGUCUUUGACAGGAUGAUGUCCAUCUCGCUCGGGUAUUCAGUUGCUCUCAUCGAUGAAAAUGUAGACAUCGCUCUUCCCAGCCUCACAAUUGACGAGUUUGCGUCAACUGAGAAGCCAUAUUAUGCCUCCAUCUUGCAGACAAACCGCCAUGUGAUUCAACUGCGACAACUCGAGGAUCGGAUUCUCAGGGACAUCCAUCUGAAAAAGGCUUCCGAGAUUGCCAGCAUGUCGCGUGCAGACCGGCGGGCCAUCCAGCAGGACAUUAGAGCUAGCAUAGAGGGCUGGUACAACACUGGAUGUCUUGUCUCCUCGCUCGACGCAGACAAUCUUCCGAUUCACAGCUCCGUUACGUGGCAGAGUGCUAGGUAUUACCAUCUCCUCAUCCUGCUGUACUACCCUUGUCACUUCAACUCUUCUAUGCCGAUACACACCAUGGAGCUCCUUCGGUUCGCGCAGAACCACCUCCAGUCGACGUCGGCACUCUUCCAGCAGCGUCAACUGCCUUUGAACAGGGUCACGCUUUGCAGAAUAUUCCCCGUCGGUUUGGUUCUUCUGCACUGCUUUGCUACAUCCUACUCAAGAGAGGGAUGCUGCUCUGCCCGAGAGGACAUUGCCAUAGUAAUCAACAUUCUAGAAGCAUUCUCACAGGGGUGGACCCAUGCACACCGAGCCGCUCACAUCUUUCGACAGUUCAUGGCAAUGGUGACUGAUGUCUCCGCCGAUGGUCCGUUCCAUCUUUCAGCCCAGUCAUACGGAAGUUAUGAAAGCGUCUUACCCAAGGAUCUCUACAAGGAGAUGUUACGCUCAACGAUAAGAGCGUUCCUGUCGCUCAUGCAGGAGGUUCUUGGGCCCACCACCUGCUACUGCUUCUACAAUGCACCUGACGAAAGGGACACUGAUAAUGAAACGGUUUCGAAUUCGCGACAUGCAUCAGACGAGGCUGCAUCUUUUCCCUACUCAGGGAGCACUGCAAGUUAUCCUUCAAUGCAUGACGCUGUUGCAUCGUCUUUGGAUUAUUCUUGGGAGUCAGGGGAAUUUACGUUCAUUUGA
This is a messenger RNA of Geosmithia morbida, 2169 nucleotides long. Its product is annotated as Fungal trans. Lineage: Eukaryota; Fungi; Ascomycota; Sordariomycetes; Hypocreales; Bionectriaceae. The record is from RefSeq and is a predicted model, not a curated record. Gene Ontology annotation, molecular function: sequence-specific DNA binding; zinc ion binding; DNA-binding transcription factor activity, RNA polymerase II-specific. The transcript has a single exon. The coding region runs from base 1 to 2169 and encodes 722 amino acids. Gene Ontology annotation, biological process: positive regulation of transcription by RNA polymerase II; DNA-templated transcription.